Messenger RNA from Puccinia graminis f. sp. tritici CRL 75-36-700-3, 2356 nucleotides. Its product is annotated as malate synthase A. Gene Ontology annotation, biological process: glyoxylate cycle. Gene Ontology annotation, molecular function: malate synthase activity. Lineage: Eukaryota; Fungi; Basidiomycota; Pucciniomycetes; Pucciniales; Pucciniaceae. The transcript has 8 exons. Gene Ontology annotation, cellular component: cytoplasm; peroxisomal matrix. The coding region runs from base 147 to 1964 and encodes 605 amino acids. The record is from RefSeq and is a predicted model, not a curated record.
CGGGGAUGCAUCGCGGGUCGGCCCGGCCUUUUUGGUUUCCCCAGUUGGCAUCCCCUGCCAGCAUAGCCGAGUUGCUGCCGUUCACGUGACCACAACGGGCGCAAACUGGUUGUGGACGGUCGUUUUGCAGGGUGAGCUAUUUAUGGAUGAAACAGUCUCUUUGGUCGAGCACUCUUUCAUGCUCUGCUGUCCACUCAAAACUCGAACGCUGGCUUCCUCCACAACGGUCAACAGCUGGCUUCCUCCUCCCCCCACAUAGACACACACUGUUCACAAGUUCCCAACAUUCUGAUCGAAUCGUAAAAAACCAAAGUUGCAAUCCAACCAACCUCCCCAUGUCUCAAGUCCAGACUCCACCAGGCGUGACCAUCACCUGCGCGGUCGAAGCUGGCCAUCUGGCCAUCUUGACGCCCGAUGCCCUCAAGUUCCUGGCCACCUUGCAUCGCUACUUUGAGCCCACCCGUCGUUCCCUUCUCCAACGUCGUCAACUCGAACAGGCCCGAUUGGAUGCCGGUGGUCUCCCAAACUUCCACUCGGAAACCAAAUGGAUCAGAGACAAUCUUGCUUGGCAAGCUGCCAGCCCAGCCCCUGGUUUGCAAGAUCGUCGGGUUGAAAUCACCGGACCGGUGGACCGUAAGAUGGUCAUCAAUGCGCUCAACUCAGGCGCUGCUACCUUCAUGGCAGACUUCGAAGACUCGCAUGCUCCAACUUGGCUCAACAAUCUUGACGGUCAGAUCAACAUGAGAGAUGCCGUUCGAAGACAAAUCUCAUUCAAAGCCCCCAAUGGGAAGGAUUAUAAACUCAACGAUCGUAUCGCCACUUUGAUCGUCCGAGCUCGGGGUUGGCAUCUAGAUGAACCGCAUCUGCUGGUUGACGGUCAACCCAUCAGUGGUGGUAUCUUUGACUUCGGACUUUACUUUUUCCAUAAUGCCAAGGAGUGCAUCAAGAUGGGCUUUGGUCCUUACUUUUACCUCCCCAAAAUGGAGCACUACCUCGAGGCGAGAUUAUGGAAUGAUAUUUUCAAAGUUUCCCAGGACUAUAUUCACAUGCCACGUGGGACGAUUCGCGCCACUUGCUUGAUUGAAACUAUUCCUGCCGCAUUCCAAAUGGAUGAGUUCAUUUUCGAGCUCAAAGAACAUUCGUCUGGUCUUAAUUGUGGACGAUGGGACUACAUUUUCUCCUUCAUCAAAAAAAUGCGCCACAAUCCUCAAUUUGUACUCCCGGAUCGUUCUGAUGUCACGAUGACCGUCCCGUUCAUGGACGCCUAUGUUCGUCUCCUGAUCAAAACUUGUCAUUCCAGAGGCGUUGCUGCCAUGGGAGGAAUGAGUGCGCAGAUUCCCAUCAAAGACAAUCCUAAAGCAAACGAAGCGGCUAUCAACAAAGUCAAGGCGGACAAAUUGAGAGAGGUUAAGGCUGGGCACGAUGGAACAUGGGUCGCUCAUCCUGCUUUGGUGAAAGUAGCCCUUGACAUUUUCAAUGAAAACAUGGUUGGACCCAACCAAUAUCACGUGCGUCGCUCAGAAGUGCAAGUGACUGCCCUCGAUUUACUCAACACGAAUGUACCCGGAAAAAUCACCGAGCACGGUAUCCGCGAGAACAUAUCUGCCGCCUUACAAUACUGUGCCAAUUGGAUCACUGGGGUUGGUUGUGUGCCGAUUGCGAAUCUGAUGGAAGACGCUGCUACUGCAGAAAUAGCGCGUCUUCAAAUAUGGCAGUGGGUUCGACAUGGUUCUAUGACCGAUGCCCACAAAAAAAUCACUGCCGAGUGGAUCGAUCAAAUCUUGGAGGAAGAAACUGCUCAAGCCAAGAAGACGACCGCCAAGGGAUUAAAUCCAGCCAAAGUCGAUAUAGCACAGCGCUAUUUGAGUUCGCAAGCGCAUGCACCAGUUCCUGAUGAUUUUCUGACUAGUGCGCUCAUGACCAGUUUGGAUGAUAUGGCUGCCCCAAACCGACCAAAACUGUAAAUAAAAAAAAGUAUUCGCGUCCUUCAAAUAUACUAUCGAGCUUGACUACAGGAGAGAGAGCGGAGCAGUUCUUAAGGUUCACAGCUCAAGUUGAUCUCCGCGUGGGAAGUUUCAUUUGUAAUAGUUAAUUUGUCUCUUCAUCCCUUCAGCCGUUUUCGACUUGAUCUUUCCAAUCAUUUCAGUCAGCUCAAGUAUGAUAGGCUCGUUUAUUGAGUUUUUGCAUUUUUUAUCUAUUUGUUUGAAACUCUAGCAUUGUAAGCUAAAUAGAUGUACCCGCCAUUAUCACUUUGAUAUGUAUACUAUUAUUGUUCAUUUAGGUUAUGCAGUACGAUUACCGUCCCUCUUGCUUUUAGCCAUUUGCCCAAAGGGUAGACAUGGAAUAGGGAAAGUUU